CUUCCUCAAACUAUAACUUAUUCGUUGCCCCCCAAAAAAGAACUCCAGAAACAUAAAGAAUGCAAGUAUAACUUUCUUUACAUUCUGAAAGACACAACACAACAGUAAAUAAAAUGGAUCUUGAUCCAUCCGAACAACGAUCCAAAAUGAGUGAUCAAAGAGGAAUGUCUUCAAUUCGAAGUGGAGGUCUUUCAAGAGAAUUUUCGACUCGGAAAUCAAUGCUUCAAAUAGAGGACACAAGGUUAUCGGUCCCAGGCAUGCUAAGCAGAAACGCAAGCAAGAGAGCUACUAGUAUAAGGAGACGUGAUGGGCCAAUGUUGGAAAGGCAAAUGUCAAGUGCAGCUAGAGGUCUUAGUGGCUUGCGAUUUCUUGAUAGGGUCAUAACCGGGAAAGAAGGGGAUGCGUGGAUGGGUGUUGAGAAACGGUUUCAUCGGUUUUCAAAGAAUGGGAAGCUACAAAGAGAGAAAUUUGGGAUUUGUAUCGGAAUGGGAGAUGGGAGUGAGUUCUCGGGGGAAUUGUUUGAUGCCCUUGCGAGACGGAAAGGGAUAGAUGUGUCCGAAGGGAUCACCUUAGGACAAGUGAAAAUAUUCUGGGAGGAUUUGACAAAAGAGGAUCUUGAUACUCGAGUUCAUAUUUUCUUUGACAUGUGUGACAAGAACGGGGACGGCUUGCUAACGGAGGAGGAUGUAAAAGAGGUGUUGAUAAUGAGUGCAUCAGCCAACAAACUUUCGGCUUUCAAGAAACAAGCGGGAACAUAUGCAGCUCUAAUCAUGGAAAGACUCGACCCUGACCAGUACGGCCACAUAGAGAUGUGGCAACUUGAGACAUUGUUAAAAAGCACGACAUCUAAGGAAACAUGCAAGUUAACCGCUGAGGACACAACCGAUCUAGCAAAAACGAUGAUUCCAGAAGAUUACAGAAACCCCAUGAGAAAAUUAUGUACAAAAAUGUUCGAAUCAGGUCUCGAACAUUGGAAAAUAGUGUGGGUAUUAUUUCUCUUUUGGGAAAUGAACAUCGCACUGUUCAUGUGGAAAUUCCACCAGUAUAACUUGAUGCCAUCUUUUCAAGUCCUGGGAUAUUGUAGCUGCACUGCAAAAGGCGCGGGUGAAACCCUAAAGUUCAAUAUGGCUCUCAUUCUCCUUCCUGUAUGCAGAAGAACACUUACAUCCAUUCGAGAAACUUUCCUUGGAAAAUUACUACCUGUUGAUGAGAACAUCAACUUCCAUAAAAUCAUCGCGCUUGCAAUUGUAAUAGGGAGUGUGGUUCACACAGUGGCCCACUUGUCGUGCAAUUUUAUAAGGCUGUCAACUUGCCCUAAUAACCAGUUCAUGGCUGUUUUUGGAGCUUUGUUUACAGAACAACCAACUUACAUGGACCUAUUGUUAAGCAUCCCGGGGUGGACUGGAAUUGUAAUGAUGAUUUUAAUGGCUAUUUCCUUCCUCUUCGCUACAAGUUCUUUUAGGAGAAAUGUCAAUAAUUUGCCUAGGCCAUUUAGUGAUUUGGCUGGGUUUACUUCCUUUUGGUACACUCAUCAUCUGCUGAUUAUCGUUUACUUCUUGUUCAUCGCUCAUGGCUACUACUUAAUCCUCACCGUAGGAUGGUAUAGGAAAACUACGUGGAUGUAUCUCUUGAUUCCAAUGGUGUGUUAUGCUAGUGAAAGAAUCCUUACAACUGAUCAUACACUGAAAGUUGAUACCAUUAAGGCUAUCAUAUACACGGGAAAUGUGCUAGCAUUAUACAUGACUAAACCUCCAGGAUUCAAGUACAAGAGUGGAAUGUACCUCUUUGUACAAUGUCCAAGAAUAUCACGUUUUGAAUGGCAUCCGUUCACCAUUACUUCUGCACCUGGAGAUGACUACUUAAGUGUGCAUAUUCGUACGUUGGGAGACUGGACAAAAGCACUUAGAGAAGAAUUUGCAAAGGCCAGCUGUGAGGCUCAGCAGAAGAACAGUGUAGAAGGAAAUCUUGUCAGAAUCGAAACUCAUGCCAAGGAAUCACAAGUAAAGUAUCCUAAAAUCUACAUCAAAGGACCUUAUGGAGCACCAGCUCAACAUUAUAGGAAUUACCAAGUCCUGUUACUUAUUGGCUUGGGUAUUGGAGCCACUCCAUUCAUCAGUAUUUUAAACGACCUCCUACACCACCUAAAACAAUCGAGAUUGGGGGAUUUUAAUCUGAAUAAAAGAGCUUACUUUUAUUGGGUAACAAGGGAGCAAGGCUCUUUCGAAUGGUUCAAAGGUGUUAUGGAUGAUAUUGCAGAAAAUGAUCACAAUAACAUAAUUGAAAUGCAUAACUACCUAACGAGUGUGUAUGAACAAGGUGACGUGAGAUCUGCACUUAUUUCUAUGGUGCAGUCUCUGCAACUUGCAAAAGAUGGAGUUGAUGUUGUCUCUCAGAGUAAGAUUAAAACACAUUUUGCAAGACCUAACUGGAGAAAGGUAUUCCAGACCUUGGCAACUACGCAUAAAGGUUCUAAAAUUGGUGUUUUCUAUUGCGGGGCCCGGGCACUUACAAAACAACUAAGAAAUCUCUGCAAAGAAUUUAGCCUAACGAACACGACUCGCUUUCAUUUCCACAAGGAGAAUUUCUAAAAAGAGAUGAAAAAAUGUACCAACAGUUUUCGCUAUGACAUGAGAUCAUUUGUAGAUCUGCAGGUCUCUAUCAAAGUUCUAAUGACAGCGGGAUUAAUUGCUACUUUUUGAGAACAAGAGCUUUUGUUAUAGAGCUAGCUGGUAGCAGAUCUUUGUGCUGCAGUUGGAGCAUUGUUGCAUGUUUGGGCAACCUUGUCUUGUGUUUUGAAGACCCAAGUUGGUAGCUUAAUCAAAUCUGCCUCUUCUCCUAAUCCCCAAAGAUAAAAUAAAAUAACGAGGAUUUAUGCUUAGUUUAGUUUAUCAGGAAAUGAUUUGUAUCGUCUCAUAAACUCCCUCAACC
Messenger RNA from Lactuca virosa, 2928 nucleotides. The record is from the annotation of a GenBank genome assembly. NCBI's taxonomy places the organism in Eukaryota, Viridiplantae, Streptophyta, Magnoliopsida, Asterales, Asteraceae.